AAGCCUUACAAGUACUAGCAGUAACGACUCUAUCAAGUUAGACGCUGGGAAUAUAUUUCUUGUAACACAAAUGGAGUUACUAUUUCAUAACGCAUUCCUGAUUAAUUGUUGGACUUUACAAAAAGCCAACACGUCUCUGACUUUGGAGCAUUAGAUAUGGACCAUGAAGAAGUGCACCAGUCGUUAGUGAAAGACCUCAAUGAGCUUCAUCAAAUACAUUUCAGGAAAAACGUCGCUCUAUUCUUUUGGGGGUUAAAACACGAAACGAACCGGAAAACAGUACCGGAAGUAGCUUUGCGAGUUUGUUCUGUUGCCGGAUAAGGGGCCGUAGUUAAAUAUAAAGGAAUGCUUUGUUUCAUGGAGGGUCAUAUUCCUUCUCAUGUCACUUGGCUUUGUGUUUAUAGAGAAUCCCAAUUACCAGUUAAUUUGAAGUUGGCAAUGUUGCAUCCUCACUUUUAGAAGUACUGCUUCAUUUUUGGCAAGCACCAAACAGCCCUAUGACCAUGCCUAUGCCAUAGUUUCAAAGUAUUGUCCCGCUGAGGUUUCUAAAGGAAAGUUUAACCUUAAUGGAGAGCUCAGAUGAUGAUUUUGAUGAACUCUGUGCUAGACUUUUGAAAAGGGUGAAGAAGAACGUGGAUGAAGGACAUAGAAGACAACCAAAAGGUGCAUCCCAUGUUGGGAAGAGAAGUGUGACAGCUCGAUCUCGAGUGCAAGGCAGUACUAAGCCUACAGUACGAAACAGGGUGAAAGCUAACAAUGUCCGUGAAGAAGAUGGAGUGCAAGUGCCCAAGUCAGGGACUUGUGAAACUGGGACAUUUUCUGGUGCAGCUAGUACUGAAAUCCGUACAGGAAAAGUCAAGCCUGAUGACCUGACUUCAGAAGCUCCUGGGAAUGUGGACCAGUUGCCAUCAUAUAGUGCUGGUCAUGGCCCAGAGAAACCUAAAUGUUCUGCAUCAGACUCUACCAAGACAACAUUGCUUGGAUGCCACAAGUUACUUGUGGUACUGAAGAGGAUGCAGGAGUUUAAGAGAAAAGAUCCAGAGCGAUUGAAACUCAGAACUGGAGAGAGCUCUUCUCAAGUCUCACCUAAGAAAGAGAACAGUUCUCAGCAAGAUGAGCUUGAACUCUCAGUGCAAGACUUUCGUCAUUGUGAGGUGGAAAAAGAUGCCGAACUGGCUCGAGUGAUCCAAGAACAACUAAAACAAGAGACACUUCAUCCAAAGACAGAAAUUCUGGAAGAUAAAGGAUUGUUUUUUUGUCAGCUCUGUCAGAAGGAUUUAUCUGCCAUGAACUCCACUCGUCGAGCUCAGCACAUUAACAGAUGUUUGGAUGAGAGGACAGAUUCUUCACUUUCAGCUGCUUCCUCUGACUCUUCAGAGAUCCCAGAAUGUCCAAUCUGUGGAAAGAAAUUUGCCACUUUAAAAAGUCGAGUUAGUCAUCUGAAGCGCUGUGCUGUGAAGAUGGAUGUGUCUCCACAGCUGUUGCUGCAGGCAAUCCAGAGACAGAAUGUGAAUCUAGAUGAAGAGUCGUCCACAACAGUAACACAACAGCCUGGAAGAUCCAAAAGAAAGGGGUCGGAAAAGCAUAAGGGGCCAUGCAAGAAACCAAAAAUCACCAAAGAAAAUCAUAUAGAUGAGGAUUUGAUGGUUGCUAUGGCAAUGUCACGAUCUUUGCUCGAACAAAAGAAGGAGGGUACAGCUGACAAUGCUCACAUAGCAGCAUCCCUUCAGCAGAAACCUUUGCUGUCAAAGAUAAAGCCUGGAGCUGAGAAAAAUAGUCGUAAGAAGAAAAAAGAUAUGCCGCCACCUCUCCUGCUUGUUCAAGACAGGGAGACCACACUCCAACAGCUUCAAACUCGAGUAGCCACACUGCUGACAGAAGAACUGGAUGCUCCAUGUACUCCAUUAUUUUCACACAGUGUGUUCUGUGACACAAGGGCUAAGAAAUGGAGCUGGUAUCAUCUGACAGACAAGAAGCUUUGGACAUGGAGUACCCUUUGUAACACCAAAGCUUGUGUAACUGAAGCAUUUUAUACACCAGAGAUUACACCACCUAUUAUCCCAUGGAAACCGCCACAGAGGGAAAAGAGAAUCAGUGCUAUGCCUUCAGUAUCUCCCCUUAGGUUGCAGUCAUCUCUGCUGUCUGCCUCAGGCAAGCAUGCAUCUAAACAUGGCUCUGAUGUUCAUCAACCCAGUGGUGAAGAAAGGCAGACAUCACUUCUCCCCAGUGACACCAAGCCAUAUGACCUUGAUAGUUGUAGCCAACAAGAAAAUCAAGUUUUGCAAGACUUAAUUGAACUUGCUGGAGAAGGUAUCACUAUCUCACAGUGCGGCCAUGGUAUGGAGAACAACAGUGAAAAACAGAAUGCAGAGGAAGAACCAGUAGAUAUGGACAUUCCAUGUAGUGGAUUUGUUCCACCUGUGAUGCACAACAGGAUCCAAAGAAGAACACCAUCCAGACUUCUAGUUCAAAAAUUGACUGCUGAUUUGGGAACAAUGGUGAAUAAUCCACAAUUAAGUGAUGUACAGUUCCAGACAGACAGUGGUGAUGUCAUCUGUGCUCACAUGUUUGUAUUGUAUGCAAGAUGUCCACAGCUGGUACAGGCGGUGCAUAAUGAAGGUUUCUAUGCAGAAGAGAAUGGAGAUCGCAGGAUCAGACGUCUUCUGAUGAGCGAAGUUGAAGCAGAAGCAGUUUGUUGGCUUCUGAAGUAUUUGUAUACCGCCGAUGCUAAAGUGCCAUGUAAUUUACUGUCAGACGUUGAGUCUUUGGCUGUCAGAUUUGGUAUAAAUGAUUUGCUGGAUAUUUGUAAGUCCUACACUGCAUAUGAAGUUGUUGCAGAAAAUCAUUCAGAAGAUUUUCUUUGUAUUGAGAAUGAAGAAGAAGAUGAUUGCAACAACAGAGCUGAGAACUUCCAGGAACUGUUGAAGUCCAUGUGGGUAGAUGAAGAGGAACUGGCUGAACAUCCUGAAUUAUUCACCGAUGACCAAGAAAACAUUGAACCAGAAGAUGUAAAUGUUGGAGAUGAAGAUUUAGAUGAGAUUUAUGAAUUUGCUGCCACCCAGAGAAGAAUGUUGAAAAAUUGUCAUAAUAGUAGUGAAAAUGAAAAGGCUGAGAGCUACAAGAAUACAAAAACAGAAGAUGAACACCCUGUGUGCCAGCAGAAGAAAAUUGAUGGUGAUGGACUGGAGAACAUUGGGAACUCAUACACUUGCAGUCAGAGACCAUUCAAAUGGGAUAAUGGUAGUCUAAGCAUAAAAUCUACAACUGAGCAAGCUUCAACUGAUGUAGAAGUAACUGAGGUGAAACAUGUGAAUAAAAAUGUAAAUAACCAAGAAAUAAUGUCUCUAGAUGCUGAAAUCACAUCUUCUAAUACUAAUAGCUACUUCGCAUCACCCAAGGCAGAGAUAAUUGCUUUCACACCCUUAACAGACUCUAACAGAAAAAAAUCAAACAUUUUACAAAUGCAAGACAUUUGUCAGAACUCAGAAUGUGAUAACAGACUUGAGACGAGUUAUAAUCGAAUGUUUUCUGAUACAUGGGGUGAGUUGUCUGUUUCCUCACAGAAGACAGUGGAGCUGGGAGAGAACUUUGAAGGGUUGGAUAGUAAACAUCGUAGAUCUGCUUUUAAGAGACAAAGUAAAGUUUGUGAUUUACGUGUUGAUAUUGAUGAGUCACUGAAGUUUCAUUCUUCAGUAGCUGAUGCUUACAGAAAUCAUUCAGUAACGUCACCUUCUGUCUUUCCUGAUAUUGGUAUGUCACCAAUAUGCCCAUCUCCAUCUAAGAAGUGUUGUGAUACAUCUUCUGAAAAGAUACCACCCUUAAGUCAUGACACAGAUAUAGAUGUAGCACCAGAACAAAAUGCUUUGUGCAAAUCAGAGAAUUGCUCCAGCCCAGAAGACAAGAAAGUAAUAGACAGUUUGAGCUGUAAGACUAUACUUGUAUUAGAAGAUCCAGCUGGAAAGCAGCUUCCUCAGAUGAUCAUAAGUGAUCGUGAAUUUAGUCCAUCAGCAUUUCAGAUAUCCUCUCCAUACAGCAGUAGAAACCAGUCAUCUUUCUUGGUUAAAAAGGAAGACAAUGUUAUUCUUUUGUUAGAGUCUGAUGAUGAAAUAGAAACAGAGCACAAGUCUGAUUUUGAGAGACUAACUAGAGAAGAUGAAUGUUGCUUCAAAUCAGAGAAUAAAGAACCUGAUGAAACAAUGAGCAAACUUCUUAAGGAAAAACAGGAAAAAGCACUAGAUGACAGUAUUGACAUGCAAGACAUGAAGCCAUCUUUGUGUUGUUGGAAAAGAGAUGAUCAAAAGCAAGACAAUGCUAGCUUAGAGAGUCCUCUAGAUAUGUUUCAUGCAACUCAGGCAAGUCCAGAAUGUGUAAAACUGCAGAAAUCCAGAAGCAGCGGUAGUGAAGGCAAGAGUCCACCAGAGGACAAAAGUUUGGAUUCUUCUUGGUUAGUGCCGGCUACACCUUUAUCUACAAGAAGUAGGCAUGCUUCAACACAGACCACCCAAUCUAGCUUUCUGGUAAGUCAUGCAAUUAAAAGGAGCAGACUUUUUGAGACUGCUGCUAAAAUAGAUGUUUCUUUAAUCAAAAUUAAACAGGAAAACAUGGAUGAUAAUAUGCCUAAUGUUUCUUCAAAUGAGAGCAUCCUGAGUGGAAACUCUGGUUGUGACAAAAAGAUGGAAGAAGUGAUUGCAGGUAAUUCAUUACAUGCUAAUGUAUCAACAACGCUGCGUUUUGGAAGCUGUAAUAGCUCAGAAUACCAAACCCACUCUCACAGAACGUUUGAUGCCCCCAAAUUUGAGGAUAAACAUCAACUUUUGUUAAGUAAUGACUCAUUGGAUAGUGUUUCUGAAGAUGAUAAAUGUGAAGAAAAGAAAGGAGAAGGAAAGAUGAACACGCAUGUGUCUCCUAAUGUGAGUUUCCCAGUGAGCAGUGAGUGUCGUGCAUCUGACUGUGAUGAGAUUGACAAGUGUCAGAGUUUGAGAUCUAGUUCCAAAACUUGCAUGAACAAAUUAUACUGCACUGAUGAUAAAAGUCUUAGAAGUCUUGUUACCACUUCAAAAGUUAGAAAUAAAACACCUAUUAAAUGUCAUUCAGAAAAAUCCAGAAGAGCAACCUUGGGCAGUUUUCAAGAACAGCAUAACAUUUCCACAAGUGAAAAGCAGUUCAGUUUUUCUGAUUCCAAGUUCUGGGAUGAAUGGAAUGGAGAUGAUAUCCCAGAGGUCCUUCCACUUACACAGAGGGUUGCAGAAGUGGCCCAUACCCAAAGUGUUAAGCAGCUGAAGACCCCAGUUGUCAGUCACAAGAAGAGCCAGAGUGCUUUUGUUCCCAUCACACCAAUGCCUUGCUAUUCUGAUAUGGAGACUCCGGAAUUGAAGAAGGAGCUAACCAGGUUUGGUGUUCGCCCCCUACCUAAACGCCAGAUGGUUCUCAAAUUAAAGGAGAUACACCAGUAUACACAUCAGGUACUUAGUUCUGACUCAGAUGAUGAAAUUCCAUCUACACAGACUCAGCCAUUCCCAAGAACAGUUCCUGAGGCUACUAGUCAAUCUCAGCCAGUGUUAUUGACCAAGAAGAAAAAGAACUCAAAAGCUCCUUCUGGAACUUCAUUAACAACAGCUUCAUCAAAGCAGUCAAAUACUACUUUCAAAAGUCAGUCAUUACCAAUGUCUUCAGAUUCCAGUACUGUACCCUAUCAUGAUUUCCCCCAGGUUAUGGUCAGAACUGGUAAAGAGAGGUUUAAGCAACCAGAUGUCAAAGCUAGGCAUGAAGGUAAACUAGGAAGACCGUUAUCCUCUCCAUCAAAGUCUCCAUUAAAGGCAGGGCCUUCUGUUUAUAGUGAACAAGGUGAACUACCUUCAUCUCAGGGGUCAACAGCAUCUUCUGCUGCUGGAAGCGAUGACACCUUUGGCUCCCAGAGCUCUUCCACCAAUGAAUUUGAGAUUGCUUUUGCUUCAGAGGAUGAAGAAGAAGAGGAAGGAAUCACUUUAUCUCAGGCUGCUGCACGUGAUGCAGAUACAAUAGAGGCAGUACACCAGUACAUCUUAAGAAAUCCUGAACUUCACAACAGGAUCCUGUCAUAUGAGCCAUUUGAGCUUGUGAAAUUGCAUGCAGAACUGAAACUGAAUGGGUUAAAAAUUGCAAUGGGCAAACUGCAUGAUUUUUUAGAUUCUCAAUGUAUCACAUUCACAACUGCUGGAGCAAGGAAGGAGAAGCGAGAAAAGAAAUGCCGACGAAGGGUCAAACAGAAAGGACAGAAAAGAUUCUGAAUGAUAAAGUGUCGUCUCAGUUGGAUAGCUACAGCACUGGGCAUGAUUUUUUUUUUCUCCAGAAGUGGCUUACUUGUCUUGUAAUAGAAAAAAACAUUUUUAAAUGUAGACUUGUCUGAUCUAGGGCCAACACAUUUCACAUCCCUCAAAUUAUAGAUUUUAUUUCUUAUAAAUGAAUUAAAUUGCAGUUGACAUUUUAUAUCUCUGAUCCAAAUAUGCAAGCAUUAUGUUUUGCAUUCUUCCCUAAAAGUGUUCAUAGUUCAGCCUUGCUUAUUACAGGGUCUUUCUAAAGCUCCUUUGCUUGAUACCUUUGACAGGUUUCUAACCCAUAUGGGUAGUCACAGAGAGAGUUUUUUGUGCCCCUCUAUAAUGCAUAGAACUGAAGUUUUUCACACCUUAUUCUCAGUCCUUUGUUAAAGUAUAUGUCAGUAAGUGUGUACAGCAGACUUCAAAUGAAUGAGAGAUCAUUUUUGUUAGACCAAAGACGUAUGGAGGUCUGCACCAGUAUUGACAUUAAGUGCUGUACUUAAAUGUUUUCUUCUGACAUUUGGCAUAGACAGCAUUGAGCCUUUAUCCCAUCAGUUGUUGUAGGACAGCUCCAUUCAUAUCUCGAGGUUUAGCAGGGAGUACAAAGAUUCCAUAGACACAAUUUUGGAAGCAAGUGUAAUUUUAGCACUGUAGAAUUGUUGAGGAGGCAGUCAUUGUUGGCACUGAAUGAAGCAGAGCUUGAUUGUCUUAAGCAGACAUAUUAAGUAGGAAUGAUUAGACUUGUAUCUAUAGCAUAGUUGUGGCAUAUUAAUUCCAGGAAACUACACAUUUUAGAACUGGAAGUAAGCCUUCUAUUGUGCCGGAAGCAUUGUACCUGGGAAACUGCUGCAAUGGGCAAGAACAUUUCAGAAAUCAGGAUUGUUGCUAGAAUAAUAUUGUCUGCUUCUACUGAUAAGGUGCAGCAUAGUAAAGCUUUCUUCACUGCAACUUUUGUAGGUACCAGUUGCGUGCCCUUCCUGCUGAUAGAGUCCCAUGAUUUCAUAUUUCAUGCCUUUUCACCCCGUACACAAGUCCAGCCUUUCACACAUCUUUCUUAUGUUUUAUCCCCCCCCCCCAGUGGCCCACCCUAGUUUUUUGCCUUUAUGAAUAGUAAGUAUAAAGUUUCACAGCCCCUUUGUUACUGCUGAGCAUGUCAAGAAUUCUUUGUCAUAUGUCCUGUUUUACUUUGUUCUUUACUGUUCAUUUAAUGUCGUUCUGUGCAGAGAAGUUCAUGCAUCAUGAUGGAAAGAACAGUUAUAUGAAUUCAAUCACAUAACUGAAUUUAGACUAAGAGUUGCGUGUCUUUCAUGUUUGUAGCUUUUAACUAUGGUGUUUAUAUUUUGAUGUACAGUUGUAAUAUAAUUAUAACUAAAAUUAAGAAAAGAAGAUAGGUAUUUUGUAUUAUAUUUGAUAUUUUGUUUUUAAAAUCCUUUGUUGUGAUCUGGAUAAGUUCUG
Messenger RNA from Protopterus annectens (West African lungfish), 7748 nucleotides. It is a transcript of the gene SLX4, whose product is annotated as SLX4 structure-specific endonuclease subunit. Gene Ontology annotation, cellular component: nucleus; Slx1-Slx4 complex. Gene Ontology annotation, biological process: DNA replication; interstrand cross-link repair; meiotic DNA double-strand break processing. Bases 567 to 6266 code for a protein of 1899 amino acids. NCBI's taxonomy places the organism in Eukaryota, Metazoa, Chordata, Ceratodontiformes, Protopteridae. Gene Ontology annotation, molecular function: enzyme binding. The record is from RefSeq and is a predicted model, not a curated record. The transcript has 15 exons.